Nothobranchius furzeri (turquoise killifish) is the source of this 3524-nucleotide messenger RNA. RefSeq names its product plasminogen activator, tissue (gene plat). The record is from RefSeq and is a predicted model, not a curated record. Gene Ontology annotation, biological process: plasminogen activation; smooth muscle cell migration. NCBI's taxonomy places the organism in Eukaryota, Metazoa, Chordata, Actinopteri, Cyprinodontiformes, Nothobranchiidae. Gene Ontology annotation, molecular function: serine-type endopeptidase activity.
CUCCUCAGCCCUCCCCCUCAGGCACCGGGGGAACCGGAGAGGUCUGAUAAAACCUGAACUCAAAGGAAGGACCCUGACAGAACCUGCAGGAGGACACAUCUGUGACCUGGAGACUUCUUGAGGUGAAGAUUCACUCAGAGCAGACAUGUCAAGUUCACUUCUGCUGUUUGUCUUUUCUGCUCUCUGCUGCAGCCUAGCGGCCAAUGUGGAGCUGCUCCGCGUCAAGCGAGGAGCUCGUUUUUACAGAGGUGAGCCUGACAGGACGCCAGCUAGACGGACGCUUUUGAUUGUUCAGUUCAAGAAGUCUUCACCUUCGUUUGACGCAUCCUUACGUUGUGUGGACAGCGAGACGUCGGCAGUGCGUAGUUUUGGUGACACGUGGAUGCGGUGGAAGGGUCAGCGUGUGGAGUUUUGUCGUUGUGCUUUAGGAGGAAGAGAUGUUUGUCAUGUUGUCCCUGUCAUCAACUGCUACGUGUCUCAGUGCUACAACGGAGGAACCUGUAAGGAGGCCGUCUACUCAUCAGACUACAUUUGUCAGUGUCCCUCCGGCUUCAGCGGGGCUCAGUGUGAGAUCAAUACCAGUGAGAAGUGUGUUGUGGGGAAGGGGGAAGGCUACCGCGGCACACAGAGCAUCAGCCAGACGGGAUCAGACUGCAUCAACUGGAACUCAACGUCUCUGAGAGGAAGAAGGUUCACGGCUCGAAAAUCAGAUGCCAGCAGCCUCGGGCUGGGGAAUCACAACUUCUGCAGGAAUCCCGACCGGGACAGCUCUCCCUGGUGUUACAUCUAUAAAGGCACUGAGAUUGUGUGGGACUUCUGUUCCUUACCUAAAUGUCCAAAAGUUAGGAACACCGAGUGUGUUGUGGAUUCUGGUCAGUCAUACAGAGGAACAACGUCCGUCACCAAAAGCGGCGCUCUCUGUCUCCCGUGGGAUUCUCCAGCUAUCAGACGUAAGGUCAACAAUGCUUGGAGAUCAAAUGCUGCGGAGCUGGGACUCAGCAAUCAUAAUUUCUGCAGGAAUCCAGAUGGUGAUGCAGCUCCAUGGUGCCACACCUACAAAAACAUGGUUCUGACCUGGGAACUGUGCGACAUUCCCAAAUGCUCAAGACGUCCGUCGGUCAUCUCCACUCUCGGCCCACGUGCUCCCACCACUAACAGCAACAACAAAGAGACGUGCGGCCAGCGUUUUGACAACUCUCUGAAUCGGCCAGCGUUCCGCAUGUUUGGAGGCAGAGACAGUGACAUCGCGGAGCAGCCGUGGCAGGCUGCCAUCGGUUUUUACAAUGCCCGUCACAGAAAGCACUUCCAUCGCUGUGGAGGAGUCCUCAUCAGCUCCUGCUGGGUCCUGUCUGCAGCACACUGCUUCGAAAUCACUGACAAACCAGAAAAUUUUCAAGUGAUUUUGGGAAGAACGUUUCGAAACCAGUCUUCAAGCAGUGAGCAGAUCUUCAGUGUUGAGAACUACUGGAUUCAUGAGAAGUUUGACAAUGAAACCUUCGACAACGACAUUGUUAUUUUAAAGCUGAAGUCGGACAUUGGCAUAUGUGCCGUGAACUCUCCAGAGGUUCUUCCAGCGUGUCUGCCUGAGCGUGGGCUGAUGCUGCCCGACUGGACCGAGUGCGAGAUCUCUGGAUAUGGAAAAGAUGCAGAAUUUUCUGCAGAGUUCUCAGAGCGAGUGAAAAGAGGACACGUCCGCCUGUGGCCCAGAGAGCGCUGUGUUCCCGAGGUUCUGUCUGGACGCACGGUCACCUCCAACAUGCUGUGCGCAGGUGACACUCGAGGGCUUGAUGAUGCCUGCAAGGGUGACUCCGGAGGCCCUUUAGUCUGUCGACACAAAGACAGGAUGACUCUGAUGGGCGUGAUCAGCUGGGGCGAUGGGUGUGGACAGAAGGACAAACCAGGGGUUUACACAAAGGUCACACACUACAUUGACUGGAUCAACAACAAAAUUACUUCAAAUCCUUUUUAAAAUAAAAAAGAUGAAAAAAAAAAGUUCCCGGAUGACCCACAAACUCUGUGGGUGGACAGCAGCGUUUGUCAUGACGGCUGUCCCGAGUGCUGCUUCUUCUUGUGGAUCUGGAUCCAAACCCAUGGAGGUUUGAAGUCAGCAGGACUGAAGGCUGGAGGUUUAGUGUUAGUUUAGUGGUUUGAAUGAACCAUAAAUAAAGCAGAUUUAGAGAAUUAGUUCUCUUUUUCUGAGCCAUCUACAUGGACGUAAUUUUGGGGGGGACAGGGGGGACAUGUCCCCCCCACUUUUUCCAAAGUCAAGUUUUGAGCCCUACACUUUUUACCAUCCAAAAACAACAUUACGCUAUUUUAAAUUGACACUGGUUGAGCUCUAGGACCAGACAUUACUUGUCUUUGUGUGUGUGUGUGUGUGUGUGUGUGUGUGUGUGUGUGUGUGUGUGUGUGUCUCUGCUCUGUCUUCUCCAUCCCCAGUGAGUCGUGGAGGAUGGCUGCUUAUACUGAGCCAUGAUUCUCUGGAGGUUUCUUCCUGUUAAAAGGGAGUUUUCCUCUCCACUGUCGCUGCAUGCUUGCUUAGAAUGAGGAUUGCAUCAAGUCACUGACACUAGUCACACACAAAGACGUGUCAGUGACUUGAUGCAAUUUGCUGGGUUCCUUAUAUAGGAAACAUUAUUUCUGAUUGGCUUAAUGAACUGUGAAUUGGAAUGUUUAUUAUGUGAAGUGUCUUGAGACGACUCUUGUCGUGAUUUGGCGCUAUAUAAAUAAACUUGAAUUGAAUUGAAUUGAAGCGGAAAACAACCGUUUGUGUUGAAGCCUGUUUCCCAUUAGAGUAUACUAUAAAGAUCCCCCCCCCCCACUUCUAAAUUGAAAAUUACGUCCAUGGCCAUCUAUAUCAUAUUUCUACAUUUGAAUACCUACAGAGGUUUGUUGCCUCUAAGUAACUAGACAUGGGUUCUGUAACAGAUCAGCAACACGUUUACUCCAACAGAACCCUCCCUCACCCAAAACAAUCCCGUUGCAUUUUACAGUAACUCGUCGGAGGAGGAGGAAAGUGAGGUUUGAAAAGAAAUCCGGGCCAAGAUGAAGUCCAGAACCAAUCUGCUGGUUCAGAUUCUGCAGGUUUAUGUCCUUUUUAUUUUGGUAAACGGACGUGGAAGCAGGACGGAGGAGAUCCUCACGCUGUUUUACAAACCUGAGAAUGGGUUUUGUAUCAGAAGCUUUCUCCGACAAUCACGCGGGUUGACCCCAGCUGUCACUUGUACAUAUGUGAUUAUUAAUUUUUUAUGACAUUUUUUAAAUAAAUGAACUUCAGUUGAACGUUGAACUGCUGAAACGAUGUGUGACGACUAACUUUGUGCAUCAUAGCUUUGUAAUUUAUUUUAUAAAUAAAAGCCUCACCUGAUAAAAUACUAACUUUUCAAUGACUGUUGUUUGGUUUUUAAAGGCUUGUGAAAGUUUCUGCACAAAAACUUUAGAAUUUUCUGACACGUUAUUUUCUACCUGGAACUGCUUUUGUUGUUUGUUGUUUUUGUGGGGAAAUAAACAAGCAUUUUAAAGCA